Molecule: messenger RNA, 4106 nt
Organism: Phycodurus eques (leafy seadragon)
Lineage: Eukaryota; Metazoa; Chordata; Actinopteri; Syngnathiformes; Syngnathidae
Gene: usp11
Product: ubiquitin specific peptidase 11
Exons: 21
Coding region: 131-3100 (989 amino acids)
Biological process (GO): protein deubiquitination
Molecular function (GO): cysteine-type deubiquitinase activity
Source: RefSeq, a predicted model, not a curated record
GCAGGAAGUCGUCAUCCUCCCCACUUCCUACUUCCGCAAACAAGUCCGCGCAGCUCCCCGGUCGAUGGCUUGAUAAAGACGGCGACUUUUGCCUUCGUCUCUCGCUGUGAAUGUCUCACUGAGCGUUGUCAUGGCGGCCAACAGCCGCUGCUCCGCGGCGGAGCCUGCUCCCGGGCUGGAGAGCCAGCGGCGAGAGAUCGAGUGUCUACUGCGGGACUGCGAGCUCCGCGCCGGUGACAGUUGGUUCAUGGUGGAGCAUCGCUGGUACACACAGUGGAAGGAGUUUGUGGAAAGCGGAGACCAGAACUCGUCAUGUCCCGGUCAGAUCGACAACGGCGAGCUGUUUGAGGAUGUGGUCUCGUACCACCUAAAGGAUUGUCUGGUGGAGAACGAGGACUUCGUGUUGGUCCCGGCCGAGGCGUGGCACAAGCUUCUUUCCUGGUACGGGUUGGUGGACCAGCAGCCGCCGCUGGAACGCAAGGUGGUGGACCUGCCCAGCACGCUCAAGGUGGAAGUUUACCCCGUGGAGAUCUUCCUCUGUCUCCACGGCAACAUGGAGAACGUCACCACAGCGCAGUUUAGCCGUACCGACAGCAUACAAUCGAUCCAGUCGGCUAUUUGUGGGACCUUCUCGCUGCCGUCGACGUGCGAGUGUCGCCUGUGGAUGAAAAGUUCCGACAACAACUGUGAACGUCUCAGGAACGUCCACAUGAGCGUGCUGGACGCCUGCCUGAGCUCAGGGAUGACGGUGAUCAUGGAGACGAGGAAUGCUGAUGGCACUUGGCCGAGCUCCAGACCUUUAAUUUUGAGGAACUCAGUGGAGGAGCAGGACUCGUAUCAAGGUCAGCCCGGUGUCUGCGGCCUCACAAACCUCGGCAACACCUGCUUCAUGAACUCUGCCCUGCAGUGUCUGAGCAAUACUCCUCCCUUGACCGAGUACUUCCUGCAGAGCUCCUACCUGGAGGAGCUCAAUUUCUCCAACCCGCUGGGCAUGAAAGGCGAGAUCGCCGAGGCUUACGCCGACGUCAUCAAGCAAAUGUGGUCAGGCCACCAUUACUCGGUGGUGCCGCGCGUCUUCAAGACCAAGGUGGGCCACUUUGCGUCUCAGUUCCUGGGCUACCAGCAACACGACAGUCAAGAGCUGCUUUCCUUCCUGCUGGACGGGCUGCACGAGGACCUGAACCGGGUCAAGAAUAAAGAAUACAUCGAGCUGCGAGACGCGGAAGGACGCCCGGACCAGGAAGUGGCUGAGGAGGCGUGGCGGAACCACCGACGGCGCAACUACUCUGUGAUCGUCGACACCUUCCACGGCCUCUUCAAGUCCACGCUCAUCUGUCCCCAGUGCCACAAGGUGUCCGUCACUUUCGACCCGUUCUGCUACCUGAGCAUUCCACUUCCUGUCAGCAAGGAGCGCGUCAUGGAAGUCUUCUUCAUCUCGCUCGAACCGUACGCCAAACCCAUGCAGCAUCGCGUUGUGGUUCCCAAGGCAGGAAAAGUGUCGGACCUCUGCUUGGCUCUGUCAGAGAUGACUAACGUUCCCGACACUCAGAUGGUGGUUGCCGAUGUGUUCAAACAUCGCUUUUAUAAAAUCUACACGCCAGAUGAAUCUCUGAACUGCAUCCUGGACCGGGACGACAUCUUCGUGUACGAGUGCAGCGUGCAAAGCGACCAGCAGGUGAUACUGGCGCUCUAUCUGAGGGAGCGUUCCCACUAUAGAGACUACGGCUCGGUCAACACCACGCUAUUUGGACACCCCCUGCUGCUCAGCGUGCCACGCAGCAGCUGCAGCCAAGAGGCGCUCUACCAAAUCUUCUUGCAGAGACUGGCGCGCUACGUGCGAGUGCCCAAUCCCUCUGAGGAGCUAGAGGAAGACGACGAUGAAGAGGAGCUAUACAAAAGUCAGACCAACGGCAUCAGUGACGAUGAUGAGCAAGAGGAAAUGGCGCGAGUGGGACCCUCGCAGUUGGUGGUGUGCUGCGCCGACGGGCUGGCGAACGACCACUACCAGGACCACGCCCCUCCCUCGGAGGUCCACAUGCGACCGCCCCCUCCGGUGGAGGGCGACGUCCACAAUGUGUACGCCGCCAAGCCCCUCUGCAGCAGCGACACCGGCCCGAGCGACGGCCACAUCAACGCCCGUGGCGAGGAGAGCCGGGCAGACGUCGACGAAGAGAACGAGGAGGCGGCGGCGCAAAAUGACACCGCCACGGAAGAAGACUGCAAGCGGGAGGAGGCGUGUUCUCCCAGCCUGCCAGCCGAUGAGCAAGCGGCCAAGACGAGGGCAUGUCGCAGGAAGAAGCGUCUGUUCGACAUCCAGGCGGUCAACUGCAACGGCACCGAGCGGGAGAUGGGCCCCGACGUGACCUUCAACUCACAGCCUUACGUGGCUUUGGACUGGGACGCUGAAACCAAGAAGAGAUUCUACAACGAAAACGAGGCGGAGAAAUACGUAAAGCACAGCAGCAUGGACAUUCCUCAGCAGCAGACCACCGUACAGCUGCAGGAGUGCAUUCAGCUCUUCACCACCGUGGAGACACUGGAGGAGGAAAACCCAUGGUACUGUCCCAUGUGUAAGAAGCACCAGCUGGCCACCAAGAAACUGGACCUGUGGUCUCUGCCCGAGGUCCUCAUCAUCCACCUCAAGAGGUUCUCCUACACCAAGUUCACCAGGGAGAAGCUUGACACUAUUGUAGACUUCCCCCUCAGAAAUCUGGACUUCUCCGGUUGUCUCUUGAGGAAGAAGCUGUCCAAUGGGGAGCCUCCGAGCCGCUACGACCUCAUCGCCGUGUCCAACCACUACGGAGGACUCAGAGACGGACACUACACCAGCUAUGCACGUAACAAGGACAACGGUCAGUGGUACUACUUCGACGACAGCAAAGUGACAUACGCCACAGAGGAGCAGAUCAUGACCAACGCCGCCUACGUGCUCUUCUACCAUCGGCAAGACAAGAUGAGGAAACCUUCUCUGUCCGCGACCUCCGCAAACUCGACCUCGUCCCCGCGGCCCUCCGAGGCAGACGCUGGCGCCGCCUCUGUCACGCCGCCGUGCGCCGACGCCGCCUCCGCCUUCGCUGAGCUCACCAUGGAGACGGACUGAACGACCGAUGGGUUUAGCGGGUAAAUUCGCCUUUAUUUUCUUUGAUGGUUUUUAAAGAUUACCAGCGACAGUUGUACACCUCCCAAUCUGUAAUUGAACUCUUUGAUAGGCUAAAAACAACCAUGAUAAUCUAUUCAUUCAGAGAAGGUAAAUUGUGUUGGAUGAUAGAAAUGUCUUAAUUCAGAGACAAUAAUUUGAUUGGACCAAGUGAAUCUAUGAAUUGAGACUUAUCUGAUUGGAUGAUGGAAAUCUAUAAAUUCUGAAACUAUUAUGGUUGGAAAAAAACAAAUAUAUGAAUUCAGACUAAUUUGAUGAGAUACCCCAAAAAAAUACAAAUUCAGAGACACUAAUCAGAUUGGAUGAUAGAAAUCUGUCAUGUCUUGUAACUGUUCUCAUGACAUGCUGCUUGACCUCUUGGCCAGGUCAUCAUUGUGAAACAGUUCAUGAUCCCAAUGGGUUUGACCUGGUUAAAUAAUGGAGGGGCGGGGGGGGGGGGGGUCCUAACAGUUCAGAUUAAGCAAUUAAUCCAUCCUUUGUCCAAUCAGGUAUGUCUCUGAAUUCCUGUUUUCUUGGUCCAAUCAGAUUAGUCUCUUAAUUCAGGUUUUUUUCAUCCUGACAAAAAAAAAAAAAAAAAAAAGAUUUCAGAGACAAAUGUGAUUGGAUGGAUGGACAUGUGAAUCAGAGUCUUUACCUAAUUCGACACACGACUCAGAUUUGAACCUGUCAACUUUGAUUUGUAUCUUUCAUAUUGCCAUAUUUGUACAUCUUUUUUUUGUAUAUUUUGCUUGUUGUUCUAUUUAUUGGGCGUCACAUGACCGAGUGAGGCCGUGGAGGCGCUUCUUUAUCCCCCUGCCACCAAAUGUUUGAUCGACAGCUAUGAUGCUGUACAGUAUUUUUCUAACAGAGCUUCUUUUUAUGGAAACUGGUUGGGCUUUCUUUGGUCUUCCUGUUUGUCAAAUUUUCAAAGAUUUUAUAAGACUUUUGAAAUAAAAGGACACCUUGUCUA